AGUCAAUAGUUUUUUCGCCCAGUGACACUGCAGCUCUAUGUCCGGGCAUGUAGAUCAUAGCGGCUCGGCCUUUGUUAGCGAGUCGCUGAGAAGAACCAAGAAAGCCAGAGGAGUCGCAUUCAUGCUCAUACAGAGAGGAAAAUGAUCAUCUGCACGAAAAGCAUGGACUAUCGCCUUGGAACCCAGUGCCAAUUCGUGCAAAAUCAGGUGAUGGUGAACUCUGAGAAAGACCGUGCUUCUCUCAUGUGUAUGAAGGCUCUUGUCAACAGGGGGCGUCUGGACACGGUGUCUCAGCAGAUGGCCUCUCACCCACAGUACCUGGAGAGUUUCCUGCGCACACAGCACUACAUUCUCUAUAUGGAUGGCCCAUUGCCCCUGCCCUACCGCCACUACAUUGCCAUCAUGGCUGCAGCUCGGCAUCACUGUAGGGACCUGGUAUCUCUGCACUCGGCUCAGUUUCUGCGUGUUGGCGGAGACCCAUUAUGGCUUCAGGGGUUAAAGGCUGCACCGCCACGUCUACAGCACCUUGAUCAAAUCAACAAGGUCCUGGCCCAUCAGCCUUGGCUCACGGCACGCUCUCACAUACAGGCUCUGCUCAAGACAGGAGAGCAGUGCUGGUCUCUGGCAGAGCUGGUUCAGGCCGUGGUUCUGCUGGCCCACUGUCACUCCCUUUGCAGUUUCGUUUUCGGUUCUGGUUCUGACUCGGACUCCACUCCCACUCCCAGAGUGCAUCAUGGCACACCUCCUGGCUACUGUCUCUGUGACGCUGCCAAUGGCAACACCACCUUUUCGCCACCCCCUGCUGGACCCACAGAGAAGGCACCACGACGAAGGUCCUUAGACUCCAUCUGUGAAGUCGCUUACCUUCGAGAACAAAUUCAAAAAUCACAGGAGGAGAUCAAGGAAAGAAAAGGAGACAGACUCCAUUCGCAGACACUCCUACAUGCAGAUGUGGAGGAGGAGGACGAGGCAAAGUUCUCCGCAGACCCCUACCGCUUCGUCACAGACCCAGAAUUCGGCUACCAGGAAUUUGCCAGACGGGAGGAGGACCAUUUCCAAGUAUUCCGGGUGCAGGACUAUUCAUGGGAGGAUCACGGCUUCUCGUUGGUGAACAGGCUCUACUCUGAUAUAGGUCACUUGUUGGACGAGCGAUUCCGCAGUGUGGCCUCCCUCCCUUUCCCUCACAGCCCCGAUCUCAAACGAGCCAUCUGGAACUACAUUCAUUGUAUCUACGGCAUCAGAUAUGAUGAUUACGAUUAUGGGGAAGUCAACCGGUUACUGGAUCGUGGAUUGAAACUUUAUAUUAAAGCUGUGGCCUGCUAUCCCGACUCCAGCAAGACCCCUCUAUGCCCACUGUCCUGGGCCACUGUCAAAGCUUCAGAGAAGGUUCAUAUAAAUUUGUUGGUGAUGGAGGCACGUCUUCAGGCCGAGCUGCUGUACGCGCUCCGAGCCAUCACUCAAUACAUGAUCGCAUAGGACACGAGCGUUCAGCACCACAGAGGGACAUGGUACAACGAAAGUCAAGGCAAAGAAAUACAAUCAGAGAUCCGUCUCUGUAUUUGUUGUCUCUGAGUUUAACCAGUGUGAUGUAAGGUACUGCUGUGAAACGUUUCUUUGCCAAAGGUGAAACUUUAGAGAAAAAAAAAAAAAAAGGUGCAAAGCAAUCACUCUAACCCCUACUGUCAUUUUGCAUGUUUCUCCUACUUCAUUUUGUUUCUGUAUUUGUCCUAUUGUGCGCAUACUCUUCUUUUUCUACCUCUUUUUUUUUUUUUUUUUUUUUUUAAGUAUCUUUAUAUCAGAUGGUUAAUGUGCAAUUAUUUUUAUUCACUUGUGGUUGUUGUCAUUAAUAUUUUCCCAUUUGUUUGUUUUGUUUGUUUUUUGCUGUUGCUAUUCAACUGAGUGAGAGAAAACGUGUACAACUGUCCAUUUCCAAAGUAUCCAGCUCUGGAAAGGUCAUCGCCAAUUUGAGUCACUGUUUACAGAAAAUGAGUGAUUGGACAAAGGCUUUUGCUUAACAUGGCUUCCAGAUAUUUCAUUUGAAUGUGGAAUAGUGAGAUCAGAGCAAAAUUUAACAAAGGGUAAGAGAAGGUUCAACAGCUGUAACUUUCUUUUUAAAUGAGCACUUUUAAGUCAGUAUAUAUCUAUAGAAUCUCUCAAUAAGCUUUCGGCUGUGGCUUCACAGCAGGUCAUCAAGUACUGUUUUCACUCCAUUCAAUCUAAUCUAAUCAGUUAUUAGCUUUGAUGUUUUCCAAAAUCUUCCACACGCUCUUCUCUCUGCAUGGGUGCUGUAAGUCAUACAAAUGGGUACAUUUAUAGGAUCCAUAUUUAUCAUCCGAUUCAUCUCAGUAGGCAUCUAAACCGCUUUACAAUGUGAAGAUCUAAAUUUGACUGGUUCAAAGAAGUAGAAUGGAAUCACUUUUUCUAAA
This is a messenger RNA of Carassius carassius (crucian carp), 2426 nucleotides long. RefSeq names its product sestrin-3-like. Gene Ontology annotation, biological process: negative regulation of TORC1 signaling; cellular response to leucine starvation; regulation of response to reactive oxygen species. The transcript is spliced from 8 exons. The record is from RefSeq and is a predicted model, not a curated record. Gene Ontology annotation, molecular function: oxidoreductase activity, acting on peroxide as acceptor; L-leucine binding. Gene Ontology annotation, cellular component: nucleus. NCBI's taxonomy places the organism in Eukaryota, Metazoa, Chordata, Actinopteri, Cypriniformes, Cyprinidae. The coding region runs from base 142 to 1476 and encodes 444 amino acids.